This is a messenger RNA of Meloidogyne enterolobii, 1740 nucleotides long. NCBI's taxonomy places the organism in Eukaryota, Metazoa, Nematoda, Chromadorea, Rhabditida, Meloidogynidae. The record is from the annotation of a GenBank genome assembly.
AUGACUGUUGAAGAAGAAGACGAGGAGGAUGAUGGAAAUGAAGAGGACGAUGAAAGGGAAGGUUCUGAAUCGACUACAGACAAUUUGGACAUCCCUGGACCUUCAACAUCUUCAUCAGCCCCGAGGCAGUCAAUUAUUUAUGAAAGAAGUUCGCCUGUUAAAGCUGUUGUAGAUUAUAGUCAAGUGCCUCCCAAUGUUAUUCCUGCUAAUGUUGCUGCUGUUAUUAACAGUGGUGCAGCGAGGCAUAGCGGAGCCUCUUCAUCUCCUUCAUUGGCAUUCCACGCGACUGCUAUCCCUCAACAACAACAGCAACUUUCAAAUUCAACUAAUCCUCUUCAAACUGCUGCUACAUCAACUUAUCCUCUUCCUCAACAACUUCCUUCAAAUUUGUGGAACAUUCCAAUGCAGCAAUUAAAUCCUGCCCUUUUUCAAAAUCCAGCCACCAACAUUCCUCUUCCUCAACAAACUUUUCAAACCGUCCCAUCAACUUCAACACAAUUUUUGGGAGGUCAACAACAACAACUUCCUUCUCUUUAUUCAAUGAUUUCCCCAACAACAGUAUCUAUUCAUUCUCCUCUCCUUCUCAGUCCUUACGCAACUCUACAAAUUCCUGCACCAGCAACAGCUUCUCUUCCAAGCACAUCAUCAGAUGUUGCAGCUAAUACAAACCUUUUAAUUAAUGACUUAUCUUCACCAACUGAAGCUCAAAGACAAUUAAUUAGAGCCCAAUUAGAACAAGCACAACAACAGGCACAAGUUGCUGCUUGUCAAGUUCAGUUACUUCGAGAUCAGUUAAAUUCUGAAACAACUGCUAGACUUGAAGCACAAUCAAAAACACAUCAAUUAUUAAAUUCUAAUAGAGAGUUAUUAGAGCAAGUUCAAAAUUUGGUUAAUCGUCUUCAACUUGUUGAAAAUAGAAUGACUGAAGGUUUAACGAGUAAUCGAUUGGCAAAUGAUGUUCGACAUAUCGAAAAAAGUGUUGCUGAACAACAGCAAAGUCCUCAACUUAGGCCUCCACAACUGCUUCAACCUGAAUUGAGUGAAAUACAAUUAAAAGAACAACAACAAAAUUUGACAGAAUUAAAGCCUAUCCAAUUAAAAAAACUUUUACCUAGAAGAACAAAUUCUGUUCAUGGUGAAGAGCCUACAACAACAAGUUUAGCAUUUCAUGAAGAUAAUCCACCACAAAAAGAGGGAGGAAGGAGAAAACAACAACAGCAACAUCGAACAACUUUUGUUAGUGGAACAACCUUGGAUUCAGCGGAAACUGAUUCUGAUGAAGAUGAUUCUGCUAUUGAUAAACAUUCAUCAUCAAAAGAAGCGGUAGCCCCAACAACAACAACAAACCCUUCAACAACUUCCUCUUCUUCCCUUUUAAAACGUUUAGUUCCUUCAAUGCCCGGUUCAUCAGUAUUAGCAUUAGGAAUGCCUCUAUUAGGAAUGCCGUUACAACAAAUGGCAAAAAAUUAUUCUUCACAGCAACAUUCUGGAAGUCCUCCAUAUCAACAACAACAAAAACAACAAAGAAAAAAUAGUUAUAGUCAACCACCGGGAGGAGGAGGCACAACAACAAAUUUAAGGCCUAUAACAAUACCUAAUGAUGGUAAAAAGAAUUUAAGACGGUUCUCUCUUCAAGCAUCAGAAUUUGAUCCGAGUGAAUUAUUGCAUCAUAAACAACAUAAAAAAGGGCCUGUUUCAAAAGGAAUUUUUGAUAAAAAAAUGGAAUUUAAAAGGUUUUGA